UCUGUAUAUCGAAAUUUGAGAUGGGAGCAGACGACGACCUUGGUUUGUGCACUGAUUUACAGGAGAAGGGUAUGGAAAUCGACAAACAAUUUCUUGCCGCCCCUGUGAAGACUUCAGUCGACAAGUUCCAAUUGCUCCCCGAAUUUUUGAAGGUGAGAGGUCUCGUGAAACAACAUCUGGACUCUUAUAAUUACUUCGUGAGGACGCAUAUAAAAAAGAUUGUUCAGGCCAAUGAUCUCAUCACAGCUACUAAGGACCCUAGUAUUUAUUUGAGAUACAAAGAUGUUCGCAUUGGUGAACCAUCAAUGGUAUUGGACGGUGUUACCGAGAAGCUUACUCCCCAGAAGUGCCGGCUUCUCGACACGACUUAUACUGCUCCAAUAUACGUGAACAUAGAAUAUGUUACCGGCAGCCAUGGUUCAAAGACAACUCAAAUGAAGAGAGAUGUCAUUAUUGGAAGAAUGCCUGUCAUGUUAAGAAGUUGCUGUUGCAUCUUGCACGGGAAGGAUGAAGAAGAACUUGCCAAAUAUGGUGAAUGUCCGCUUGACCCUGGAGGAUAUUUUGUCGUUAAAGGAAACGAGAAGGUACUUUUGAUACAAGAACAACUUUCGAAGAACAGAAUAAUCAUCGAUACUGAUAAUAAAGGCUGCGUGCAAGCAUCUGUUGCAAGUAUUACAGCGAAAACAAAGAGCAAAACAAUUAUAAGAAUGGAGAAAGAGAAGAUAUAUCUGCUCCUGAAUAAGUUUGGAACCAAGGUUCCGAUCAUGAUAGUCCUUAAAGCUAUGGGUAUGGAAAGUGAUCAAGAGGUUGUCCAGAUGAUUGGAAGAGACCCUCGUUAUAGUGAACUGCUAUUGCCAUCAAUUGAGGAUUGUGUAAAGGAAUCUGUACACACACAACAUCAGGCACUGGCGUUCCUUGACCACAAGGUUAAUAAUAGGUCAUACUAUUCUACAACAUACGAGAAGGAAGGGCGUGCUCUUAGUAUCCUUCGAGACAUUUUUCUUGCCAAUAUCCCUGUGGAUCAAGAUAAUUUCCGUUCAAAAUGCAUAUAUGUUGCUGUAAUGGUGAGGCGCAUGAUGGAAGCAAUCUUAAACAAGGAUGCAAUGGAUGACAAGGAUUAUGUGGGGAACAAAAGAUUGGAACUGUCUGGACAAAUGCUAUCACUACUUUUUGAGGAUUUGUUCAAGUCAAUGAACGAGGAAGCUGUUAAAAGUAUAGAUAAAAUCUUAGCAAAGCCAAGUCGUUCUAGUCGACUUGACAUCUCUCAGUAUAUUGUGAAAGAUUCCAUUACUUUUGGUCUAGAGAGAACUCUUUCUACUGGAAAUUUUGAUCUCAAAAGAUUUGGAGUGAAUCGAAAAGGAAUGGCACAGGCUGUAGCUAGACUGUCAUAUAUAGCAACUGUAGGUCAUAUGACAAAGAUAAUACCACAAUUUGAAAAAUCUAGAAAAGUUAGCGGACCUAGAGCUUUACAACCCAGCCAGUGGGGGAUGCUAUGCCCUUGUGAUACUCCUGAAGGUGAGGCCUGUGGACUGGUGAAAAAUCUGGCACUGAUGACUCAUGUUACAACAGAUGAAGAUGAAGGCCCUCUCAUUUCUCUGUGCUACACUCUUGGAGUAGAAAGUUUCGAGUAUCUUUCUGGUGAAGAAGUUCACAUGCCAAACUCCUAUCUGAUCAUAUUCAAUGGACUCAUUAUUGGCAAGCACAGGCGGCCACAAAGAUUUUCCAAUGCAAUGAGAACACUACGAAGGGCUGGUAAAAUUGGCGAGUUCAUAAGCAUUUUCGUGAACGAAAAGCAGCGUUGUGUUUACAUUGCUUCAGAUGGUGGCCGUGUUUGUCGCCCACUCGUGAUCGCUGACAAAGGCGUAUCAAGAAUUAAGGAGCACCAUAUGAAGGAGUUGAAGGAUGGAGUCCGGACCUUUGACAGUUUCCUAAAAGACGGUUUGAUCGAAUAUCUUGAUGUCAAUGAGGAGAACAAUGCUUUGAUUGCUUUAUAUGAAGACAAUGCGAAAGAAAAAACAACCCAUAUCGAAAUAGAGCCUUUUACAAUACUGGGCGUGUGCGCUGGGUUGAUCCCCUAUCCUCAUCAUAACCAGUCACCGAGAAAUACGUACCAGUGUGCUAUGGGAAAGCAAGCUAUGGGCAACAUUGCAUAUAAUCAGUAUUGCAGGACGGACACGUUAAUGUGUCUCUUAGUUUAUCCACAGCGACCAUUACUAACAACACGGACAAUCGAGCUGGUGAGCUUUGAUAAACUGGGAGCUGGGCAGAAUGCAACUGUUGCGGUGAUGAGUUAUAGUGGAUAUGACAUAGAGGACGCAAUAGUAAUGAAUAAAUCAUCCUUGGAUCGUGGUUUUGGUCGUUGCAUUGUUAUGAAAAGAAUGGUUUCAGUUUGCCUGAAGUAUGAAAAUAGCACAUCUGAUCGUAUUAUUAAACCACAAAGAGAAGGACAGGAUUGUGAAAAGAUGCAGAUAUUAGAUGAUGAUGGACUAGCAGCUCCUGGACAAACUAUUCGAGCCGAUGACAUCUAUAUCAAUAAGCAGUCCCCUAUAGUCACUAGGGUGCCAGUGAAAUCCCCCAUGGCCCUUCCAGAUAGCUCAUACAGGUCAAGUAGAGAGCAUUAUAAAGGUUCUGUAGGAGAGUCAGCUGUCAUAGAUAGAGUGGCACUCUUCUCUGACAGGGAUAACAACAUGAAAAUCAAAUUCAUGACUCGUCAAACUCGUAGGCCAGAGGUUGGGGACAAAUUUAGUAGCCGUCACGGGCAAAAAGGAGUUUGUGGCACAAUUGUUCAACAGGAAGAUUUCCCAUUUUCCGAGCGUGGAAUAUGUCCUGAUUUGAUCAUGAAUCCUCAUGGAUUUCCUAGCCGUAUGACAGUUGGGAAAAUGAUAGAACUUCUUGGUAGCAAAGCUGGAGUUUCUUGUGGUAGGUUUCAUUAUGGAAGUGCAUUUGGUGAGCCCAGCGGGCAUGCAGAUAAAGUCGAGACUAUAAGUGAAACCCUAGUGAAGCACGGUUUUAGCUACAAUGGCAAAGACUUCCUCUAUUCAGGCAUCACCGGGGAGCCUCUGCAAGCAUAUAUUUUCAUGGGUCCAAUUUAUUACCAAAAGUUGAAACACAUGGUGUUAGAUAAAAUGCAUGCUCGAGGUCAUGGACCUAAAGUUAUGAUGACUAGGCAGCCUACAGAAGGAAGAAGCAACAAUGGAGGUCUACGGGUGGGAGAAAUGGAACGUGAUUGCUUAAUUGCAUAUGGUACCAGUAUGUUAUUAUACGAGCGCUUGAUGAUUUCUAGUGACGAGUUUGUGGUUCAGGUCUGCCGGAAGUGUGGUCUCUUGGGGUAUUACAACUUUAAGCUGAAGACAGGCAUUUGUUCUACAUGUAAGAAUGGAGAUAAUAUAUCUACUAUGAAAUUGCCCUACGCGUGCAAGCUUUUAAUCCAGGAGCUCCAGUCAAUGAACAUCGUUCCUCGUUUAAAAUUAACUGAGGCAUAAUGCUCCGUUCUUAGUCAUGGUUAGGGGCAUCCUUGUAAAAUGUUGAAGUGCGAGGGUCUCUUUUCGGAGGUGGAAGGGCAGCUUAUUAUUAUUAUUAUUAUUAUUAUUUAAUUUAUUUAUUUUUGUUUCUUUUUUUAUUUUUCCUUUUCGGAAUGAUAGAUAAAUUAUUAUUGUUAUGAUGAAUUUUGAAAUAAUGAUUGAUUGGUAUUAUGGUAUAUAUGUUGACUAGUUUUUUUUUUUUUUUUUUUGUUUUUUGUUAAUAUAGUUUUUUUUGGAAUAUUGAAAUUUGUGGUGUCGUUGACACAACGCUUUGUAACAUAUAUAAACAUUUUUUGGAAUGAUGGAUAAA
This is a messenger RNA of Erythranthe guttata (spotted monkey flower), 3831 nucleotides long. Its product is annotated as DNA-directed RNA polymerase III subunit 2. Gene Ontology annotation, molecular function: ribonucleoside binding; DNA binding; DNA-directed RNA polymerase activity. The record is from RefSeq and is a predicted model, not a curated record. NCBI's taxonomy places the organism in Eukaryota, Viridiplantae, Streptophyta, Magnoliopsida, Lamiales, Phrymaceae. Gene Ontology annotation, biological process: DNA-templated transcription.